UUCACACCUGUGCGUAGUAUCUAUAUACGUAACUGCUCGCAUCACAAUCGUGGUGGGCGGCCAAAUGAGAUAGAAUUGAGGAUUGUGAGCACAGAUGUUUCUAGUACCGCGGGCACCGAGGAUCGGGUGACGACGAGAGUGACCGUAUCCGCCUGCGAGUCUUCCUCCUCUCGCCUCGGCGAGUUCUCUAGGACCGCGGACGUCGCGCGUCCUUCGCCGAGGAGUCGGAAGUGCCUGUGCCCGUCGCGACCGUCGACAGCGAAUCGCUGCGCCGCGCGGCCACCCUUUCGCAGACGGGUCUCCUUCAGCGACGCCACCAGCGUCAUCGACGUCGGCGACGAUGAUCACUGUUGCCGCAGCACGAUGCAGGAUGACGACGAUUUAGCGAGCGACAGGGAGACCGAGAGCAAAACGGAGCGAGAGACGUUUUAUGACAUUUGGCAGGCUGCGGACGACUCGUUGGCCGGCAGAAGCGAUGACGGAUACUCGGAUAGUACACCAAGGAUCGUCGACAAUUACGCGGAGAACCGAAGUUGCGGAGUAUCGGGUUGCGCUCUCGACAGCAACAAAGGCCGGCAGUCGGAGAGUAUUGGCGAGAAGCGGGCAGUCGAGAGCGAUGACGCAUGUCCGACGGAUCGCAUUGCAGGCGGAAAUAAGGCAAGAAGCAACGAGGAUGAUACCGCGUGGAACGAGGACCUGUCAAGCUCCACCCGCAAGAACGUAGAUUCAAUUGGCCGUGACGAGUAUCGUAUGCGAGGAGGCUGCGGCGGAUGUUGCGGCGGACCGGCGCGCGAAAACUUCUGGAGGAGUUCGCAGGAUUACGGUUGCCGUUGCCGAGGACUCGCGCCGGAACCGAGUGAAUUAUGCGCGCCUAGUACAGACAGAACUAAGACAGUGUGCGUUACGUCGUUUUCGCGUUCCUGUUGCCGUUGUGCCCGAAUCUGCAAGAAGGCGGCCAGAUGCGAGCCUCCCUCGUAUAUGACGGGCGUUCGAAGUUGCGACGGUGGUGGAUGUUGCGGCGGCGGCUGCUGCUGUGGAAAAUCUGAUAAGAUCUGCGCAUCGUCGCCGAAGAUCUACAACUCGCCGGCUCAUUUCUCGCGCAGAAGAUCGCCUUGCGCUCCGCGUUGUUCAUCGCAAUCCCCUUGCUCACUCGGUGCCUGCAGAAACUGCUGCAGUAGAUCCAAUAACUGUAGAAGGUCGCGCAGCCCGAGAUGCCUGUCUGUCGUAGGUAGCGGAUGCUGCGGCGUCAACGACAGCACGAAAUGCGGCUCCGAUGGUGUCUGUUGCCGGCUGAGAUUGCCGUGCGAGUGCCUCGGUGGCGGCCUCGACUGUCGGCGAUGCGGAAGAAAGGUCUAUCAGGCUGAAAUGCAGAUCGCCUCCGGAGCGCAGUACCAUAAUAUUUGCUUCAGUUGCUUUUGUUGCCGAAAGCCGCUGGAACCGCUGACCUAUCAGGAGAAUGGCGGCGAGAUCUAUUGCAAACAAUGUUACGUUCGUAAUUUCGGUCCGCAAGGAUACGGCUACGGUGUGGGAGGUGGCGUGCUGCAGACUCCCCUGUGACUGCUCGUCGACUGCCUAAUAUUGGGGGUAUCGUACACGUGUGAGACUCAAGUACAGUUAUGACGUUUCCUCAUGCGCUUCUGUUUCUUUAUAACGACAGUUAUGUCACGCGUGAAGGAGCUUGAUGCACAUCGAGGUUUUCGCUUGUACGUGGCGUCGUAACAUCUUGUACAUUCUUUUUUUCGCAGCGAAUAAACCUUGUGACCGAAUAUACUCAGCGACGUUAUUGCUUUUGAUAUUCAAUCCGUUUAUUCGGUAAUAAGUCGCGAGAGGAAAGUAAAAUCCGAACGUGCAAGAGCAAGACUCCGAGUUGUGAGUCAAGAGGGAAAACAAGGAGAGGUCGGAAAGAAAAUCUGCAGCAGAAGAGGAAAGGAGAAUAAUGCACUCGAUUUAUUGAGUCUCUCUCUGCCAGUGGUGAAUUGCGCGAAAUGACUCGUCGGGGAUCGAUUGCGGAGUAAACUGGAUACAUAUGAGACUGAGGAAGGAGGGGUGGGAGGAGGAGGGUUAACGAGGCGGGAAGGCAGGAAAAGGAUUCGCGACGCAAAGAAGAAAAAGGCCGGGAGCGAGCGGGGUGCUCCGCGUUUCGGAAGGAAAGGGAUGGCGGGUGGGCGAAGGGGUACGUUCGCGGGUUUGCAAAACAGAGAGGACGAGGCGGCGGACGACGGGAGAGGGUCGGGGGAGGAGGAGAAAGAGAAAGAGAGGAGGAGGAAAGAGUGAGUGGUUGGUUUAUUGAGUCUCUCUCCGGCGCGGUGGAUUUGUGCGCGCUGAGAGGAAGGCGCAGGCAGGGGGGCGUUUAUAUAGCUUUCAGGCGCAGAAGCUUAAUCUAAUUUCAAAUAUAAAUCUGUUCUCUCUCCGCGCUCUUUCUCUCUCUCUCUCUCUCUCUUUCUUUCUCUUUCUCUCUCGUUUUCCGUCCCACUCUCCUUUUCUCCUCGCGCUCUUUUCCUUCCAUCUGCCGCGGCGCCCUUCCUGUCCGCGUGUAGAGAGCGCGCCGCGCUUACAUUAUACUCGCUACCCGGGCUACGAAUAAUGUUUUUCGCAUUUCCCAUUAACGGUACGGGACACUACGGAUUUUACGGCGGCGGCAACGGCGCGUCGUUCAACCGGCGAACUACCGGCGCUUCGUCGCGCGCUGCGCGUUUUCGAUAUGGGUACAAUUAUGGAAGCAAUAACGCGUUAGGUCUGAAGAAAAGUCGCGUAUAAGUGUCUGCUUUUCUUCCCACGCCGCCCUGAUCUUUUACCAGUCUUUUUUCUUUUUUUUUCCGUAGAAUCUAUGGAACUGGGUAUUGAAUUGUGCAUCGAAUAUUGCCUUCUAUAAAAUUUAUGAGAAGCAGUUUGACGCGCGACCUAAAUUCUCUUGAAUUUCGCGACUCGACUCUUUUCAUAAAUUUAUUUAUGAACUCCGCACUGCACUGAAUGAAACCUUCACGUGUCUUUUCAGGGAAAAUUAAUAAUUUGUUCCUUUUAUAUUUCCAUAUGAUUUAUUCAAUAUCGUAAAGAUUUGUUUAUGCGCAAAGAAAAGAAUACUCUUAUUUCUAGAAUAUCUUUAUUUUUAAAAUGUUAAAUUUUGAAAUGAACCAAAUCAUCGAUAUUCUUAUAUUAGUAAAUAUCUUUAAAUUAGCUUUAAAGAAUUUCAAAUUUUUUUACAACAAUUAAAGUACAAUUUAAAAAUUUGCUUUGUAAUUUUUAAACUUUUUUUGAGUUACAAAAACUUUUUUGUUAGGUAGUAUGAAAUUAGCCUUUAUUUUGGUGUAGUUUAAUUGUGUAAAACAAUGUGGAAUUUCUUAAAUUAUUGUAAAGAUAUUUUUUAAUAAAAAAAUGUCGACAAUUUGCUUUAGAAUUUUCUAUAGAUACAUAUAAUUUGCUUAAA
This is a messenger RNA of Monomorium pharaonis (pharaoh ant), 3424 nucleotides long. RefSeq lists its product as uncharacterized. The record is from RefSeq and is a predicted model, not a curated record. The transcript has 5 exons. NCBI's taxonomy places the organism in Eukaryota, Metazoa, Arthropoda, Insecta, Hymenoptera, Formicidae. The annotation marks the transcript as partial.